Molecule: messenger RNA, 477 nt
Organism: Triticum turgidum subsp. durum (durum wheat)
Lineage: Eukaryota; Viridiplantae; Streptophyta; Magnoliopsida; Poales; Poaceae
Source: the annotation of a GenBank genome assembly
AUGGCCACCUUCGGGGAGCAGCAGAACGAGGAGGGGCACGCGGCGGUGGCGGCCAAGAGGCGAAUGGCGCGGCCGACCAAGAAGGCCAGGAAGCCAGAGUUCCUCGGCGAGCCCGUCCCCGCCGACGAAGCCUGCGCCAACUGGCCGCAGUGUUACCACUGUGCCUCGCCCAUGAGGGCCGCCACUGGGAUCCACAGGGUGCGCCUCCACCCCCCUGCAGCUCCAUCACGUGUGAUGUUGGUGGCCCAGCUCGCCGGCGUUCUGAGUACGGCCUCGGCUACAAACUCUGACGGUGAGUUUCAAACCCAAUUCCGCUGCCGCACUGAUCGAUCUGGCCUUGUUGGGGAUGCUCCCUGGAUAACUGUACCAUACCCAUUCCAGUGGGGAGCACUGACUUUUCAUGCUGCUGAAUGCUUUGCCAUGAUGGCAGCUGCUUUUGUUGCUCUUGUGGAGUUAGUCAGUGCCUCGUAUGGUUAG